Mya arenaria is the source of this 4481-nucleotide messenger RNA. RefSeq names its product receptor-type tyrosine-protein phosphatase kappa-like. Gene Ontology annotation, biological process: protein dephosphorylation. Gene Ontology annotation, molecular function: protein tyrosine phosphatase activity. The transcript is spliced from 23 exons. The record is from RefSeq and is a predicted model, not a curated record. Bases 1126 to 3561 code for a protein of 811 amino acids. NCBI's taxonomy places the organism in Eukaryota, Metazoa, Mollusca, Bivalvia, Myida, Myidae.
GUUGACAUUGGCUUUUGUCAUUUCAUUAUGAAUUUGAAAAGGGAUUUUAUCGUUUCGUUUAUUCUGUUAUUUGGAGAAUCAUUAUCUAUGGCGAUUUUGGAGGGCACAAUAUCGCACCAUAUGGUCAGGCUGAUCAAUAUCCGAAGACAUACUAUGAUAACAGAUUUAAUGCAUAUAGAGCAAUUGAUAAAGAUCCGGAUCCAGAUGUUGCACAUGGAAAAUGUUCACACACGGGCUUACCAAACCACGAGGAAAACGCUUGGUGGGAAGUUCAAUUCAACAAUUUAUACAGCAUCACCGGUAUUGUGAUUGUUAACAGAAAACAUAUUGCUUCAAGAGACAUGCUUACCGGAAUGAUAAUAUAUGGAUACACUUCCAGUACCAGUUACAUUGAAUUAUUUCAUGACGGUGACAGAAGUGUAUCAAGAAAUGAUACUAUCAUCAUUUCCGUUGGCGGCACUGAAAUGGUGCAAAGAAUUAGAAUAACAACGAAAAGCUAUCUUACCCUGUGUGAAGUGGAAGUUUUUGCAAUUGCCUGUGAGCCUGUUGAUAUAGAAAAUGGUGAACAACUUCCGUUGUCCCCACCUUCGACACGGGUAAAUGUGAUGUGUUCGAACGUAUAUUAUCUGGAACCAGAUUAUUGGCAGUCAGUAAAAUGGGCACUGGAAUGUCGAUGCAAGAUGCGAAUUGGUCAAAUGCCCUUGUCCUACAGACACAUACAAUGCCAUAUACAUUGAAGAAUCUACAAACAAUCAUUGCUACGGGCGUAAACAUUAUGGAACGAAGUUGCAAGUUCAAUGCAAAGUAGGGUAUAUAUCAUCCUCUGCAGUCACAACAACAUGCCAAAAUGACAAACGUUGGAGCCGUCAUACAAUAAACUGUGGAGUUUCUUGUAACGAGCCUCCAGAAAUUCAAAAUGGUUUUUACGCCAAUACUGCACAGAGCCAAUAUCAGUAUAAUACUGUUGUCACGCCAAACUGUAGUACCGGAUACAAACUCACAGGAAAUGUAAACCCACUCAGAUGUAGUUCUGACGGUAGAUGGUCCGGGGGUCAACCACAUUGUGAAUUGGUGACAUGCUUUGUACCACCAGCACCCGUACACGGAAGAUACGAACCAGCGCAUAUGGGACAAUACUUGUAUAACACGACAUUAUAUAUAAUAUGUAACAUCGGCUUUAAAAGAACCACCAUACCUUCUUUUAGUUUAUGCACAGCUGAAGGACACUGGAGUGUUUAUAACCCGCAGUGUGUAAAAGUGACAUGUUCUGUUUAUAUUUUCGAGAACAACAAUGUCUUAUAUACACCCAUUGAACACUACACUGGAAACAUAUUUCUGAUUGAUUAUAAUACAACGUUAUAUCCAGUUUGUAAGGAUGGAUUUACUCCUAAAUCCGGCCAUAUUCCGAGAAAGUGCGAGUUAGACGGUCAACUAAGUGGGCAUGAACCAAUUUGCACAAGAAAGGCCUGCGUCGCAGUUAAUCAUUUAGAGGUCAACAUAUCGGGAUAUUCUGUACACGUCAGUGGACCAUUCCUCUACGAAGAAACGAAAAUAGUUGAAUAUAACCAUUCAUUAUUUUAUCAUGUGAACGGUUCAUUGUCAGUCAGCUGUGCUGUCAAUGGGUCACUUAAAUGGCAACAUGGCAAACCUCCUGAUCUACGAAAAAUAUGCAUCUUACCAAAAACGAUACCAAACGGGAUUGUGAAUCAUUCCUGUUUAUCUGACGAUAAGUGCGAACAGGGGACAACUAUACGAAUUGAAUGUUAUGAAGGUUUCUCAACAUCAAACACUUAUGUCAAAUGUCUUCCUUCACACUCAUGGAAUGGAGAUUUGUUUUGUGAAAAACUGUCAACCUUCGAAACCCAGACAGUUGCAAUUGCUAGUGCAGCUAGUGUAGGCACACUCCUCAUUGUUGCCUCUGCUAUAGCAUUUGCAGUUUUCCUGCAUAGAAGGAAACGGAAGGAACACACGAAAAACAAAUGUACACUGCAUAAACCAACGAAUGUCUUAAACGUGAUUUCUGAAACUGUGAACAUUGGAAGGGCAGUUGAAACAAAAGAUAACACAGAGUAUGCGACAAGUACAGCCCAUUUCGGAUUAACGCGGGAUGAAGAGGCCGGUAUGGAGAAGUCAUAUUACAGCAUUGGUGAUCGUGUAAAACUUCCAGAUAAUGCCAUUAAAGUGGAAAAUUUGUAUGAUAUCAUUUUCUCAUCUGAAUCCAAGGAAACUAUGAAAACUCAGUUUAAGAUCUUUCCAAAAGGACUGACAGAAGACUAUCAGGUAGCCCUGAAACCUCAAAACAGACAAAAAAAUAGAUACAAAAGCAUAUAUCCAUAUGAUGAAACAAGAGUAAUUCUUCAGAAAUAUGGAAGCCAUAUCAGCGAUUACACCAACGCAAACUACAUACACGGAUAUAAUCAGACCAGAGCGUAUAUUGCGUCUCAAGGGCCUACGAAAGAGGUACUGGUUGAUUUUUGGAGAAUGAUUUGGCAACUAAGGGUUGGCAAGGUUGUUAUGCUGACUAAUCUUGAGGAGAACAAAACGAUGAAGUGCAUACAAUAUUGGCCUGAAGCAGAUAGUGUUAACUUCGAUGAUUACAAAGUAACCACUCAGGGGGAAGAGAAUUAUUCAGACUUUAUCAUAAGAACAUUAAUUGUUGAGAAGACAGGAGAGGGAAAACGAAAGCUGUUCCAUUUUCAUUUUACUGCGUGGCCGGAUAAAAGUGUCCCAAAGUAUGCUUCGUCGCUUGUUCAUUUCCGGCAUAAAGUUGAAACCACUCCUGUAAAAGAGAAUGGGCCCGUUAUUGUUCAUUGCAGUGCCGGUGUGGGUCGGACGGGGACCUUUAUUGCGCUGAAUAUUCUGACAGAGCAAGCCUCAACGAUGGGAUAUGUGGAUCCUGUGGGCUGUGUGAAUACACUGAGGAGACAGAGGGUCGACAUGGUUCAAACACCGGAUCAGUAUAUAUUUCUGCACAUGGCGCUUUUGGAGACGUUGAUGCUGUCAACGUCUGCUCUAUCUGCGUCAAGGUUUCUCAAAUAUUAUGAAGAACUAAUGGCCUUUGAUAAUCACCUCAGAAAACGUAAAAUUGAUAUCGAGUUCUCCAGAAUGGAGAAAAUGUCUCCCGUGGCUGAUGAAUGUCAGUAUGUGAGUGCAAAAGAAGUGAGAAACAGAAAAAAGAAUCGAUAUUCAAACAUUCUCCCAGUCGCUGACCACAUGCCGUACUUGACUCCCUCUGGAAAGAGGUCUGAACCGGAUUAUAUCAACGCUGUAUUCUUACCGAACUACAAGAAGAAGGGAGCGUUCAUCGUCACCCAGACACCUCUCAAAGCGACCAAGACUGACUUCUGGAGACUGGUGGUAGAACACGAUGUCCAUACAAUCAUCAUGAUGAACAAUAUGAGUGAGAUGAAGGAAGACGAGAUAUACUGGCCUGUACAUAAUGAAUCGGAAACAUAUGAAAAUAUGACGAUAACCAAGACAAGCGAAGACUGCGAGGGAGGAUUGAGGAAGAUAAUGUUUGACUUUAAUCGGUUUGAGAAGUUAAGGAAACUUCAACAAUAACAAUACGAAGGUUGGCCUGAUGAUUCAGCGUUGCCAUCAUCUCCUAAGGAUGUUUUACACCUCCUUGAUGAAGUGCAGUACUGGCAACAACAAUCAGGAAACAACCCUGUGCUCGUGCAUUGCAUGAACGGAGCAGACAGAAGUGGCUUGUUCUGUGUUGCGUCAGCAGUCUUGGAGGGAAUGAAGGUUGAACAAGACGUUGCUAUUACACAGGUCAUCAAAGAGAUGAGGAACUACAGGGAACAGAUCAUUCCCUCUGUGGAACAAUUCCAGUUUGUGCAUGAAGUAGUCAAGGAAUAUAUUCUGCAAAACAAAACAUAUUCAAAUUUCACCGACUGAGGUCGACUGGCUGUCCAGCAAUGUGACAUUAACAUGUCAACCAGGGAUUGUUUUAAACGUGUAUUUUGGUAUUUUUUAUGUAACAUACAUUACGUAACAUUUGUUUAAUAUGUGCUUCUAUAUAGUUGUUGCAUACUUGAUUGCUUUAAGAACAUGAAGUGGGUGUAUAUAUGUAUUGUACUUUUAAACAGAUUGACAAAAGCUAUAGCCGAAAGAGUGUUCCUUCGCCAAACCGUAUCGUAUGAUUGUCGUUGUCAUAAAAAUGCAAUUUCAAAUGCGCUUCAAAAGUCCUGCUUAUUCCUUUUUUCACACCAGGAACAAGUUUACUCUUAUUCCGUUUACCAACGUAUAUAUAAAUAUCAUUUUUGUAAUUACAUGACAACCGCCACAAGACAUUAUUUGAUAAUUAGGUCACACAUUUGUACAUAUAAUGUAAAGGACUUUAAUUGUAUAUAAUGUAAAGGACUUUAAUUGUAUAUAAUGUAAAGGACUUUAAUUGUAUAUAAUGUAAAGGACUUUAAUUGUAUAUAAUGCAAAGGACUUUAAUUGUAUAUAAUAUAAAGGACUUUAAUUGUAUAUAA